This is a messenger RNA of Adineta steineri, 1947 nucleotides long. Lineage: Eukaryota; Metazoa; Rotifera; Eurotatoria; Adinetida; Adinetidae. The record is from the annotation of a GenBank genome assembly.
AUGAGUAAAUUACUAGAUCAAGUACUUCAGGCGAAUAUCUAUUUACAGCCUGUACAAUUUUCUCUUGCUAUCAUUGCAAAUAUAAUUAAUAUACGUGUACUAUGUUCUCGUGUUCUUCGUAAAUCACCAUGUACACACUGUUUUCUUGCUUAUGCUAUCGUAAGUAUUAUUUAUACUUGUUCAAUAUGCUCAACUCAGUUUUUACAUGGUUUUUAUAUCGAUUGGGCAAAUGGAAAAAUUGGUUGUAAAAUACAUUUUUAUAUUUUAUUUUUACUCCCAUUUCAAGCAAAUUUAAUGCUUAUUUUAGCUUCAUUUAAUCGUUAUUGUUCGAGUUCAAGAUCACGUCGCAUACAUUCACGAAGUACAAUACAAAAAACAAGAAUAAAUAUUAUCUCUGGUACUAUAUUAUCUGCAAUCUAUAUGUCACCAAUGUUAGUUAUAUAUAAGUGGAAUGAAAUUCAUAAUAAAUGUUUACUACAAACAAAUAUGUUAGUUAAUAUCUAUAUAUUUAGUCAAGUAUUUCUUUAUUAUAUAUUACUUCCACUUUUAAUGAUGAUAUUUGGUUUUAUGACGAUAUCUAAUAUUCGUCAACACAUGAAUCGUGCAAGACUUGUAACAGCAUCUAUACGACGCCGUCGUACUGAAGGACAAUUAACUCGAAUGUUAUGUUUGCAAGUUAGCGUUCAUCUAAUCCUUGCUCUACCAUUCGGUGAAGUAUGUGUAUAUGAUUGGAUUGUUUUAAUACAACAAGAAAACGAUCGAAGAGCAUUAAAUGGUUAUACAAAUGAAAAUAAUAAACAAGUUUUUCUUACUUUAAUUGAUUAUAAUCAUAAACGUGAAGAAAAUUUAUUUCAAAAUCAACUUCAUAUAUGUUCUAUUUGUACAGAUAGUGUUCAAGGUUUCGAUUGUAUUCGUCUUUAUCGUUGUGGGCAUUUUUAUUGUCGUUCUUGUUUAAAUAAUUAUAUUCGAAUGACUUUAGAUUCUGGAAAAUUUGGCGAUAAACUUCAUUGUCCACAAGAUCAAUGUGAAUAUGCAUUACUUCCAACAGAAGUCAAACAAACUCUUCAAGAUAAAGAAUUAUAUGAAAAAUAUGAACGAUUAACAUUACAACAUGCUCUUGACUUAAUGACCGAUAUUGUCUAUUGUCCUAGAUGUUAUUUACCUAUUCUCAGUAAUUUUAAUGAUGAUAAUUUAACAAUGUGUGAUCGAUGUCAUUAUACAUUUUGUAAAAAAUGUAAGGACGCAUAUCAUUCUCAAACACCAUGUCUAAAAGAUUAUCGUAUUGAACAAAUCAAAUUACAGCAAAAGAAAGAAAAACAAACCGUAUUAAUGCAGCUUACUAAAACAAAUGAUAAAGAAAAAUCUAUAACUACACAAAAUUAUCGUCAAAUAAUUAUGAAAUAUUCUGAACAAAAUCGUUUACUAGAAGAAAUAAUGUCUGCACAACGUAUUGAUUUACUUGACGCUCAAUUAUGUCCUAAUUGUCAUAUACCAAUCGAAAAAAAUGGUGGUUGUUCACAUAUGUUUUGUGUAGGAUGUAAAUAUCAUUUUAUCUGGAGAAGAAUCGAUACAUCAACAGCAUCAACUGCAAAUCCUUUUUUAGCUAAAGAUGGUCAAAAUUUUAAUGAAUUAGAAACAAUUAAACAAAAUUUAAAUGAAGUAUCUAGUUUAGCACAAGCAAAAUCGGAAGAAAUAAAUAUUAAUAUUGAAGAUGAUUUCAUGAUUGCAGUUAAUAAUCAAUCGGCUAUUGGUUCUGUUAUAUUGAAUCGAGUGAGAGAAUGUCCUAGUAAAAUAUGUCAAAAGAUCAAUGUUAAAAUAACAGAAGAUAAUUGGAUGGUGUGCAGUGCAUGUAUGAAACAAUAUUGUUUUUUAUGUGGUUCUGGGAUACAUGGACCAAAACAUUUUAACAAAAAAUGUUUAAGAUAUACAUCAAUUUCAACAUUAUAA